GGGGGCUUCUUCUCAGUGACUGUUCAGAAGGGAAAAUCCUGAUUGUGGAGCUACUGCGCCAAUGGUGUGGUCCCGGACUUGUAGCUGACCCGCUCAUUGCGCGGAGAAGUGGGGGACACCGGGGGAGGUCUGCUGCCGGUUCCUCUGGUUCGAUUCAAAGGCGCAUUGGAGAAACGAAGAGAAGAAGAAGGCUACUGUGCUUCGAACCCCCAAUCGCGCACCGUUUGUGAAUGGUUCCGUGGGUAUAACACGGUUGGGACUGUGCGGAGAGUGUGAGCAGCCCGGGAUUGUGGCUCUGUUUACAUGAGCGCGUUAUGACAAUGGAUUACAUUCUGCUCUUGUGCAGCUUCUUGCUGCCCGUCGCCACCGCAGUUGAAGAAACACUGAUGGACACCAAGUGGGCCACUACAGAGUUAGCCUGGACUUCACACCCUGAGACUGGGUGGGAAGAAGUGAGUGGCUAUGAUGAUGCCAUGAAUCCCAUUCGGACUUACCAAGUAUGUAAUGUAAGAGAGCUCAACCAGAAUAACUGGCUACGCAGUGACUUUAUCCCAAGAAAAGAUGUGCUGCGUGUAUACGUAGAGAUGAAAUUCACAGUGCGUGAUUGCAACAGCAUCCCAAACAUCCCAGGUUCCUGCAAAGAGACCUUCAACCUCUUCUACUAUGAGUCUGACUCCGACUCAGCCACAGCAACCAGUCCAUUCUGGAUGGAAAACCCAUAUGUGAAAGUGGACACCAUUGCCCCAGAUACAAGCUUUUCCAAACUCGAUUCCGGAGUGGUUAACACUAAAGUCAGAAGUUUUGGGCCUUUGUCUAAAGCCGGGUUCUACUUGGCCUUCCAGGACCUUGGGGCUUGCAUGUCACUCAUCUCAGUGAGGGUUUUUUAUAAGAAGUGCUCCACCACCAUUGCAAACUUUGCAGUAUUUCCAGAAACAGCAACUGGAGCUGAGGCAACUUCUUUGGUGAUUGCACCUGGAACGUGUGUCCCCAAUGCCUUGGAGGUGUCUGUGCCACUAAAGCUCUACUGCAAUGGCGAUGGGGAAUGGAUGGUUCCCGUGGGUGCCUGCACCUGCUCAGCUGGUUUUGAACCAGCCAUGAAGGACACGCAAUGCCAAGCUUGCAGCCCUGGCACUUUCAAGUACAAGCAAGGGGAAGGCAUCUGCUUGCCUUGUCCCACAAACAGCCGUGCCAGCGCUGGAGCGGCAAGUGUUUGCUCCUGUCGAAACGGUUACUACCGCUCAGACAUAGACACACCCGACUCCCCAUGCACAACUGUUCCUUCCGCCCCACGCAAUGUCAUCUCCAGUGUGAAUGAAACUUCGCUUGUCCUGGAAUGGAGUGAACCACGGGAUCUGGGUGGCCGCGAUGACACCUUCUACAACGUCAUCUGUAAGAAGUGCCUGCCUGAACGGGGAAUGUGUUCCCGCUGCGAUGACAAUGUGGAUAUCUCGCCGCGCCACCUGGGUCUGACCCAGCGCAGAGUGGCAGUCCGCAACCUACAAGCCCAUACACAGUACAGCUUUGAGAUCCAGGCCGUCAAUGGAGUUUCGAACAAGAGUCCUUACACACCUCAGUUUUCUGCUGUGAACAUCACCACUAAUCAGGCCGCUCCGUCUGCAGUACCCACAGUUCACCUGAUGGCAGCCACUGCGAGCACCAUGAGCCUGUCCUGGCUGCCUCCAGAAAAACCCAAUGGAAUAAUUUUGGAUUAUGAGAUUAAGUACCAUGAGAAGGUAAGAAGAAAUGAUCAGGGCGAAGCCAUCGCUCAUACAAUGACGGCCCAACGAAGCAAUGCCCGCAUCGAAGGUCUCAAGGCUGGUACACCUUAUGUGGUGCAGGUCCGUGCACGAACAGUGGCUGGUUAUGGCCGUUAUAGCAGCCCAGCUGACUUCAGUACCAACCUGCAAACUGACCCACCGAAAUUGUGGCAGGAGCAACUACCCCUCAUCGUAGGAUCAGCCACUGCAGUCUUUGUCUUCAUCAUUGCUGUUGUAGUCAUCGCCAUUGUCUGCCUCAGAAAGCAAAGGAAUGGUUCGGAGUCAGAAUACACAGAGAAACUACAGCAGUACAAAUCCCCUAUAGUCACUCCUGGAAUGAAGGUCUACAUUGACCCUUUCACCUACGAGGACCCCAACGAAGCUGUGAGGGAGUUUGCCAAAGAGAUUGACGUCUCAUGCGUGAAGAUCGAGGAGGUCAUCGGCGCAGGUAACCCACCAAAGCUCCUGAGCUACAGGGGGAAGACUGCUAGUCACCUCCAGGCCAUACCGUUAGAGGACUUCACACCAAGCGGUACUUUCACUCAAUUCAUCGGAGAGUUUGGUGAGGUAUGCCGAGGUCGCCUCAAGCUUCCUGGCCGCCGUGAGAUCAUUGUUGCUAUCAAGACUCUCAAAGUGGGCUACACUGACCGACAGAGGAGAGACUUCCUCUCAGAGGCAUCCAUUAUGGGCCAGUUUGACCACCCCAAUAUCAUCCGCUUGGAAGGUGUGGUCACCAAGAGUCGACCAGUGAUGAUUGUGACUGAAUUCAUGGAAAAUGGAGCACUGGAUUCUUUCCUUAGGCUCAAUGAUGGGCAGUUCACAGUGAUUCAGCUCGUUGGCAUGCUGCGUGGCAUCGCAGCAGGAAUGAAGUACCUUUCAGAUAUGAAUUACGUGCAUAGAGACUUGGCUGCCCGUAACAUCCUGGUCAACAGUAACCUGGUGUGCAAGGUGUCUGACUUUGGCCUAUCUCGUUUCCUUGAGGAUGACCCUACAGACCCGACCUACACAAGCUCACUAGGAGGGAAGAUCCCUAUUCGAUGGACGGCACCGGAGGCGAUUGCCUACAGGAAGUUCACCUCAGCAAGUGACGUGUGGAGCUACGGCAUUGUCAUGUGGGAAGUGAUGUCAUAUGGAGAGCGGCCAUAUUGGGACAUGAGCAAUCAAGAUGUGAUAAAUGCUGUGGAGCAGGACUAUCGACUGCCCCCGCCGAUGGACUGCCCCACAGCACUACACCAGCUCAUGUUAGACUGCUGGGUGAAAGAGCGCAACCUGCGGCCCAAAUUCACUCAGAUUGUUGCCACCCUGGAUAAACUAAUCCGCAAUGCCGCAAGCCUCAAAGUGGUCACUAACAGCACACAGUCUACCGGGGUAUCCCAACCCUUGCUUGACCGCUGCGUGCCAGACUACACAACUUUCACCACUGUGGGAGACUGGCUGGACGCCAUCAAGAUGAGCCGCUACCAUGACAAUUUCAUCAAUGCCGGAUUUGCUUCCUUUGACCUGGUUGCCCAGAUGACAGCAGAGGACUUGCUGAGGAUAGGGGUUACAUUGGCCGGCCACCAGAAGAAGAUUCUAGGUAGCAUUCAGGACAUGAGACUACAGAUGAACCAAACACUUCCUGUCCAGGUGUGAAGAAAGAGGCUUCCACAGUGUUGCAGUUGCAAGACGGCCAGUUUGAGAUAGAAAAGGGGGAGGAACCGUGCCAGAUUGAGCCAUUGGAAAAAUCCAAGCUGCCUGACCCAUCUCUGCCAAUUAGACACUACAAAACUGACUUGCAGUGCCUCAGACUUGUUUACUUUUUGUUUUUCACCACCACCACUUCCUGUUUUAUGUUAUUCAUCAUGUAGUUUUUUCUAUUCAAUCACAACUUGUGUGUCCCUGAAAGAGGGGUCAGUUUACCCAUCCCAUUGACGCCUCACCAGGUUUGGUGUAGGCUGACUUUGCAUGAUUGUGUGUUAGGGAGCUUGUCUUUGGUAACUGAAAUGUCACAGUGAUCCUGAUGUGAGAACCCCCUUCCCUCAGCCCUGCAACCCAGCUUUGAUGGACAAUAGCAAAGAAUGAAGAUGCUGGAAGAAAGAAAAAACUAAAAGGAGAGAGUUGACAAUUCUUUCCCUGAAGUUGUUUCACUGAGCAUGUGUUGUUUACCAUCUUCAUAUUGAAGAUGUGUUAUGUAUAAAAGGGCACUUGCUCAAGAAGGGUGAGGUGCUAUGAUGAACUGAAGGAAAGCAUCAGAUAAUUAUGGAGGUCAGUCAAAUACUUGUUUAAGGACAGUUGGACUCAUGCUGACCUGAAGGAGGGUUUUUACAAGAUCGGGAUCAUUUGCUCAUCAACAGUUUCAUUGAAAAAAAAAAUGUUUUUAUUUUUUUUUUUGUCCACAUUGAACUUUUUCCUUUCAUUUAGACUUUCUUAAAUUUUAGAGAGAUUUGUGGUUUCAAAAUGGCUGGUCAAAAUGAAAUACCCCAAGUGGACUCUUGCUGUGAGAUGGGGACACAAUGACUGUGGCAACACAAUAGACAGACCACUAGGCCUUUUUAGUGUGUGUAUGUGUGCGUCUGUGUGUGUGAGUGAGCGUAUGUGUAAUUAAGUGUGCUUGGAUGUGCAGGUGUGUCACGUUGCACACAAGUAUACUGUACAAUACAGCUUCCGCUAUUUGCCACUGUGGAGAAUUAACGCAUGAACUGAACCGUGACAAGGAGCAAUUAUAUCUGGAACAAUUAUGCUAUAUUCUGUGGACAACUGUUAAAAACAUCCUUUUUUUACGGAAUCAGAAAGUCAACUUUGGAGAAACAUAUAUAUGCAUAUAUGGUAUGCAGAGAAACCCAUCGUGGACAACUUUCUUCUUACUAGUACAUGGAUUAAGAAAUAAUCAAAAUUAUUGUUUUAAUUUGUUGACAUCCUUCCCCAUGUAUUUAUUUGUGACCCAUCCCCUCUCCCACACCUCCCGACCACCAUCUACCAAAUGGAUCAUUAGACCAUUUGGGAACCUGGACAUGAAACAAUCAGAUGGAAACGCAAAGAGGAUUCAGCUGAUGAAUUGAUGAUGAUUAAAAAUUAAUAAUAAUAAAUGACAUAUACAGUACAUUGCAUAUUGUAUUUUGUUGUCGCUCCAAACAGCAAGUACAUGUUUUGUAAGAACCGUAGAAUAUGUAACUAUGAAACAAAGCAUUCUUUGGCGACAUGAAAUAUCAUGAAGGCGUAGGGAUGAAGAGAGAGAUGAAGAGCAGCUCGGCUAGCUGAGUGCUUUAGUUAAAGGUAAUAAAUUAAACUACAAUCUCAUGUUGAUUCUUAGUAAGAGAUAUUUCAACUUCUGAAUCCAUGCUCUAAAUGUAAACUGACCUUUUGAAGCAGUGAGUAGUGAACAAAAUGUUGGCAUAUUUUUCAAUUCAAAAACCUUUUUCGUCAACUUAUUUUAUGUAGAAUUUUAAGCAUACAGUAAGAGGUAGUUCAAACAAAAGUACAUUUUAUUAACUAGCCCUGAGAAGAGGUUCCAUGCAAGGAUCUUCAGUAAAAGAUGAUCUUCAUCAAAGAAUCCAGAGCUGUCAGAAGAGAAACCUAUUGGUCUUGUCUGUCAGGUCCAUUAAUGCUUCUAACUGGUCUGACUUUGCUGGGACACGGUGAACACAGACAUAUGGCAGGCUGACCUAUCAUUAUCUCUCUUCAUUUCCUGUCUGGCCUGCAAUCAUCCUGUCUCGGCACAGGCUUCUGCUGAUGAACAGUUCUGGCAUGCACACGAGCAAAACCUGCAGGCACCAUCUUACUAAAUAAUUGCAUCAAUUUCAUACACACCAGUCGAGAAGUCAUGCUUGUCAACUUCCAGACAGUGUGUUCUUUAAGUUUCGAAGGUGAAUGCAUUUGUAUGUGAAUGCUACAGCAGGUGUGUAUUGAUGUGAUAUUGUGAUAUUGUUUGUGGCCAUGCAUAUGUCUCUCCUGUAUAGAGAGUCCCGUUAAUAGCCAUAGGGGAAAUUAUGCAAAACAACCAUGGGGUUCCUUUUUUUUUUUCUUUCCCUAUGCUACAAUGCUUUCUCCACAGACUGCCACUAGUGCACUUCAGGGCCUACUCGCCUUUUAGAAUUAUGCUGUACCACAAGGUAAUAUUAUCAGUCGACAAUAGAGCACUACUCAAUCAGGCUCAAUGUUGUAAAUAAGUACAAAUGCAGUAUACAGUACCAUUCGAAUUUCAGAUUGUACUUCCAUUUUCAAAACGGUACCAAAUUACUGCUCCACUCUGUACCGCACUUACCAAUCUGUGGUACUCACUGCAGUGGCAAAGUAACCAAACGAGGCCAGACACACUCCAACUCAUUGAUUGUUGGCACAGAUUUGCCACUUGCAAGCAACAACGAGAACAAAAUAAGAUCCCAAAAUGCACCUUUUAUUUUCAAACAGCCACAUACCAAGACGAAAGAAAACAAAAUGCUGGAUAUUCUUCAUAUUUGUACUUUUUUUUUUUACUUUUUGUGUAUCUCUUUGUUGAUUUAAAUGGUGUAUUACACCGUGUUGCACUGGAAUGGUGAUCUACACACACUGUUGUUAUAACACAAGUAAAAUUAGGAUUUAAAAUUUUAAAUUGUACUGUGGCAAGCAGAACUGUACUGUUUUGGAUAUAUAUAUAUAUAUAUAUAUACUGUACACAGCAGCAGACGUGCCCACAAAAAAAAAAAAAAAAAAAAAAAAACUGUGUUUUGGCGUUUGCAUGAACAUUAAAUGGCCUCUACUUCCACCACAGACCAUUUGAAGUGCUUGUAAUAUUUAACAUUUACAUGACAGAAAAGAACUUAAAUCGUCGGUGACUGUCCUGGCUGCUGUAAAAAGGUUAUGUCAAUGUGUCCGAGAUAAUUUAUACCUGAAAAUGAGUGAACAUUUUCAGCAUAGUCUGUGUUCAGAUUCUGACUAUCAUCAUCAUUCUGACUAACAUGCCCUUUCUUUUUGUCUUGUAUAUCAUAUAACACACACUGCUAAUGUGUCUCAAACCUUUCCACAGUCAACAUUUCUGUCUUUGCUUCAGUUGGUUAUCAGUACAGUAUAUUCUGUCCACUUUUUUCUUUCUUGACCUCAUUUCACAUUUGUUUUUUUGUUUUUUUUGGGGGGGCAGUAUAAAUGCUCGGUACAAACCACAGGAAGAUGGGAUAUACUAUGGAACUGCUGGAGAUGAAAUUCCUCUUUGCAAAGUAUUGAGAUUACUUAGAUGUUGCAGACAACAAAUAA
This is a messenger RNA of Phycodurus eques (leafy seadragon), 6962 nucleotides long. RefSeq names its product ephrin type-B receptor 3-like. Gene Ontology annotation, biological process: protein phosphorylation; cell surface receptor protein tyrosine kinase signaling pathway; axon guidance. The record is from RefSeq and is a predicted model, not a curated record. Bases 315 to 3389 code for a protein of 1024 amino acids. Gene Ontology annotation, molecular function: ATP binding; protein binding; transmembrane-ephrin receptor activity. NCBI's taxonomy places the organism in Eukaryota, Metazoa, Chordata, Actinopteri, Syngnathiformes, Syngnathidae. The transcript is spliced from 16 exons. Gene Ontology annotation, cellular component: plasma membrane; neuron projection.